AUGUUCCACAAUAAGUAUUAUAAAGAUGACAUGAUUUACAUCACAUAUUUGACGCGAAACAUUCUAAGCUUACUCGGAAUUUGGCCGUCUAAUAAUAAAAAAGACUCUACCUGCGCGAAAGUCUGGAGGUACUUCUUAAUCUCGAUCUGUAAAAUUCUUCUGUAUUGCGUUUUGCUUCCUGGAAUCUUUUUCUGGUUAAUUGAAAAGAGAACACAAGUUAGAAUCCAAACCAUUCCUCUGCUUAUCUUUGUUUUGAUGGGCUGUAGUAAAUAUAUCAAUCUGCUAUUCCACGAAAAGAAAAUCAGACGCUGCUUGGAGCACAUCGAGGAAGAUUAUAAAGUUAUUACCAACGCGGAAGCGCGGGACACGAUGAUUACAUCUGCGAAGAUUGGAAGACGGUUGGUCUCACUUUGUGCGAUUUUCAUGUACUGCAGUGGACUUUCCUUUCGAUUGAUUUUGCCAUUUGCCAGGGGAAAAGUCGUCACUCCACAAAACAUCACACUCAGACCUCUACCUUGUCCGAGUUACUUCCUUUUCUUUGAUGUGCAAGUUAGCCCCACUUAUGAGCUGAUCUUUGCAAUACAAGUAUUAUCUGGGUUAGUUACUUACUCGAUAACAACAGGUUUAUGUGGUCUUGCGACUCUCUUCGUGAUGCACGCCUGCGGCCAGCUGAAGAUCCUCAUAAAUUUGAUGACAAAUCUCGUCGAGGAAAAGUGGCAUGAAAAACGAGAACUGAAUAAGAAGCUGGCAAGAAUGGUUGAACAUCAAAUAAGAUUUCGAAGUUUUUUACAAUUGAUAGAAAAUACUCUAUAUCAAGCGUGUCUAAUAGAAUUGAUGGGAUGCACGAUGUUAAUC
Molecule: messenger RNA, 855 nt
Organism: Trachymyrmex septentrionalis
Lineage: Eukaryota; Metazoa; Arthropoda; Insecta; Hymenoptera; Formicidae
Exons: 2
Biological process (GO): detection of chemical stimulus involved in sensory perception of smell; sensory perception of smell
Cellular component (GO): plasma membrane
Molecular function (GO): odorant binding; olfactory receptor activity
Source: RefSeq, a predicted model, not a curated record